This is a messenger RNA of Macrosteles quadrilineatus (aster leafhopper), 845 nucleotides long. Its product is annotated as peptidoglycan-recognition protein SB2-like. Gene Ontology annotation, biological process: peptidoglycan catabolic process. NCBI's taxonomy places the organism in Eukaryota, Metazoa, Arthropoda, Insecta, Hemiptera, Cicadellidae. The coding region runs from base 45 to 728 and encodes 227 amino acids. Gene Ontology annotation, molecular function: N-acetylmuramoyl-L-alanine amidase activity; zinc ion binding. The record is from RefSeq and is a predicted model, not a curated record. The transcript is spliced from 4 exons.
UCACAUUGUUACACAAUGUUAAAUACGUAGGAAAAUCUUUCAUCAUGAAGCCAGUACAAAAAGCGAAGAAGGAGUUCGCCCCGCUAAAUAUAGUGCCUCGUGACACAUGGGGGGCGCUACCUUCCCGGGGGACUCUGGAGCCCCUGGUACCCCCCUAUAAAUAUUUGGCGUUCACACACACCAGGACGAAGGAGUGUUACAGCAACGAACAAUGCAUCAAGUUUGUGAAGGAACUACAGAUUAGAAAUAUGGAGGAGGAAGGAAUGCCUGAUGUUCAGUUCAAUUGGAUCGUCGGGUGCAAGGGUAACGUUUACGAAGGCAGGGGGUGGAACUGGGCUCCCACCCUUACAGAGGACCGCCACAUAAAGCACGCAGGACAGGACAUUCCGAACACGGUAGUGGUUGCGUUUAUAGGCACCUUUUUGGAUAGACUUCCAUCGGACGAGAUGUUCAACACAUCAUCACAAAUAGUCCUAGUCCCAUAUUUUGAAAACAAGUAUGCCGACGGUUUGAAAAUUAUGCCGCACAUUAUAACAAAGCAAGACAAAAAGGAAAAGACUCCGGCCAUUGAAAAGGAUCAAGGCCAAAAGCCGCAAGCUUUAUCCAAGGAGGAUGCGAUGCUUAAAAAGCGCUUGAAGAAAUACGAUAACGUUGAAGAAAAAAAGAAACUCUUCUUCAAUGUGAGGGAUGGAGAAGAAGAACAUUUAAAGCCGGACGAAGCUACUUAAAUAUGACGUUGAAGUUGAAAAUUGUCAAGUAAUCUAUAGUUGCGUUUCAUUUUGGAGUUGUCAUAAAUAAUGUUUAUUUUCAUUUGUGUCUUUCUUUAGUGUUUUAAAAUUAUAUUA